Molecule: messenger RNA, 1804 nt
Organism: Carlito syrichta (Philippine tarsier)
Lineage: Eukaryota; Metazoa; Chordata; Mammalia; Primates; Tarsiidae
Gene: EIF2B1
Product: eukaryotic translation initiation factor 2B subunit alpha
Exons: 9
Coding region: 12-1049 (345 amino acids)
Biological process (GO): translational initiation
Cellular component (GO): eukaryotic translation initiation factor 2B complex
Molecular function (GO): guanyl-nucleotide exchange factor activity; translation initiation factor activity
Source: RefSeq, a predicted model, not a curated record
CCGGAAGUGCGAUGCGCAGGUGCGCCGCGCGCUGUCAGGCUCUGUGGCUCGCGGACGGCGAGGUUGCCGAGCCCGCUCCAGGCAGCGCGGGCGGUUCCCAGCCCCUCGGGCUCCGCGAUCGGGAGGGCAGCAUGGACGACAAGGAGUUAAUUGAAUACUUUAAGUCUCAGAUGAAAAAAGAUCCUGACAUGGCCUCAGCAGUGGCUGCCAUCCGGACUUUGCUGGAGUUCUUGAAGAGAGAUAAAGGGGAGACAAUCCAGGGCCUGAGAGCGAAUCUCACCAGUGCCAUAGAAACCCUGUGUGGUGUGGACUCCUCAGUAGCAGUGUCCUCUGGCGGGGAGCUCUUCCUUCGUUUCAUCAGCCUUACCUCGCUGGAAUACUCCGAUUACUCCAAAUGUAAAAAGAUAAUGAUUGAGCGGGGAGAACUUUUUCUCAGGAGAAUAUCACUGUCAAGAAGUAAAAUUGCAGAUCUGUGCCAUACUUUCAUCAAAGAUGGGGCGAGAAUAUUGACUCACGCCUACUCCAGAGUGGUCUUGAGAGUCCUGGAAGCAGCUGUGGCAGCCAAGAAGCGUUUCAGUGUAUACAUCACAGAGUCACAGCCUGAUUUAUCAGGUAAGAAAAUGGCCAAAGCCCUCUGCCACCUCAACGUCCCUGUCACCGUGGUGCUGGAUGCUGCUGUCGGCUAUAUCAUGGAGAAAGCAGAUCUUGUCAUAGUUGGUGCCGAAGGAGUUGUUGAAAACGGAGGAAUUAUUAACAAGAUUGGAACCAACCAGAUGGCUGUGUGUGCUAAAGCACAGAACAAACCUUUUUAUGUGGUUGCAGAAAGUUUCAAAUUUGUGCGUCUCUUUCCAUUAAACCAGCAAGACGUGCCAGAUAAGUUUAAGUACAAGGCAGAUACUCUGAAGUUCAUACAGACUGGACAGGAUCUCAAAGAGGAGCAUCCAUGGGUCGACUACACUGCCCCUUCCCUCAUCACCUUGCUGUUCACAGACCUGGGGGUGUUAACACCCUCAGCAGUCAGUGACGAACUCAUCAAGCUCUAUCUAUAACCAGUGUGCCCUUUCCUGCUGAAGUGAAGCUUCCACAAUGGAGGCAGGAUGAGUAACUGCCUGACCUUCCAGUGAACCAGGCCAAAACUGGAUUGUUUUUAAUGAAGAUUUAUGGACUAAGGAUUUAAAUUCAUAAAUCUUGGAAAAUCUUUCUUACUCAUUUCAGUCCCAUCUAUAAUACGUCCAUAGCUCUAAAACUCGACCUAAAUUGUGCUUACGGUUUUCAGAAACUUCCAUUUUCACUUUCCAGAAAUGCAAGUUAGAUUAUUGGCUACUUAAAUGAUGAAAGAUGUGCCCAAGUCCACCCCCUUUCAUCUUCCUCUGCACUCCAGGCUGACUUGCAGAAGCACCAGUGAGAGAGACAAGGCCAAAGGGAGGCGAUCCUAACACAGCCACAACCCCUCUGCAACAAAUGACUGACAGCUGGUCAGGACAUGCUACACGUGAUACCUUGUAAGAAAGGCAAGAAGCACUUGCUGGAUUUGCAUCAGCUUCCGGUGGCAAACAUGUCCCUCAACAGGAACAAGCCAAACAGAGUAAAAACUACCAGGAAAACACAAGGAAGGCAGAAACAGAAUCUGGCAGACCUGUCCUGCAUGGCUCACCAGUUAGGAAGAUAACUUCCAGAAUAUUUGUAAACUGAAAUUCUGUAUCUCUAAAAGAUGAGGAUUUCCUUUAAAUAUUUGGGUCCUAAACAGCUUUUUAAAAUUACUUACAGUAACAAUUCAGCAUCUUUUCAAAUAAAUUAUAUGAAA